AUGCGUAGCAGUUUCAACACAUUCUUUUCAUCUGAUGGCGUCUAUAAAGAACCCCGUCGAUUUUUUACAUCAUCAUCAUCAAAUGGAGUUAUUGACGAUUAUUUUAAUGGUAGUCUCGCACACUUGUCAGCAACUAUUGCACAAUAUCCAUUCGUAUUUGUCAUGUAUUAUGCAGAUCAUUGUGGUAUUAGUCGUCGUAUGCGAGAACCAUAUGAAAAAGCGGCAUAUUAUUACUAUGAACAAAUUCAAAUGAAUGCAAAUACUACAGUGGACACAUUUCAUGUUAGUAAUGUAAAAUUUAUAUCAAUCAAUUGUUUUAUUCAUGUUGGUCAAUGUCGUCAAACUUAUAAACUAGAUUACUUUCCAUAUAUGAUGCUUUACGUAAAAAAUUCACGUGGCUACCAAUACUUUGGACCACCAAUAUUCUCAAAUUUGAUUCAGUUUAUUGAUAAUAUACGUUAUCCAAUCACUCGUUUAGACAAUGUUGAAAAAUUUUUAGAUUUUUGUGUUCAAUAUGAAACUGUCGUACUGGGAUAUUUUGAUUUUCAAAACAAAGCUCAUCGACGUUAUAACUCAUUAUUUACUGAAACAGCUCUAAAAUAUCUUGAAUAUAGUCAAUGUACAAAAAUGCUAUCAAAUCCGUUAUUAACAUGCUGUAAACACUUAGUUUUACACUCGUCAACAAAUGAACUUUAUCAUUUAUGUUUGUCAAUUAAUAAUAAUAAACGUCGGCCUAAUUUAACUCAUUUAUUUGAUUCUAAUCAACGAUACCAAACGAAUCAUUGUCAACAAUUUUUAUUUAAUGAAACAACUCAAAGUCUAUGUUUAAAUGAAUAUUGUCGAUACUGGUUCAAUAAUUAUACAUCAUUAAAACAAUUGACAACGAGUGUAUCAACUACAAAUCUUCUAUUUAAAAAGAAACAGUGUCGAAUUAUGAAGAAAGAUCAAAAUAUUUUAAUUGACGAUGAAAAUGAAAUCAAGAAUGAGGGUGCAUUAUGCAAGUUAAAUGUAACGUGGUCAUUUAAUUUAAUUAAUAGUAAACAAUAUCCUCAAUUUGGAAAAAUAUUGGGUAUAAACAGUACACGAUCAAUAGUUGUUAUACAAAACAAAAACGAACAGCAUUAUGUUUUGAACGAUAGUUCUAUUCGAUCUGAAAAUAUCUAUCGUUUUAUAAUGGACAUUAAUCUCAAUCUUCUCUCAAGACAAUUAGCAACUAGCUUAAUGAAUAAAAAUACAAAUGAAUUUUCAUUGAAUAAUGAAAAUACAAAUAUCAACUCAAAACAGACAUAUUCUAUUAUUGAAUUAACAACAAAAAAUUUUGAGACAAUUGUCUUGAAUCCUGAAAUGUCAGCUUAUCAAGAAGAAAUGUUUCUUUCCUUGUUAGAAUUUGUUAGCGGCGUUGCUAUAAUGUUGAAUCCAGUAGAUAUGAAACAAAAUUCAUUUACAUCGCUGAAUGCAAACACAAACAUAGAUCUAUCCGGAACAACAUUAUCUACAACAACCGACACAUCUUCAUGUAAUUCAUCAAACCAAUGUUCUGUUUAUGCCAAUUCAACGAAUGGAACAGAAUCAAUAACCAGCUCUUCCUCACUAACAUCAGCAUCGUCUUCACCAUUUUCUUCUAAUAUAAAAACAUUACCAACUAAAAUUUCAUCUCUUGAUGAAUAUCAAGAAUUAUAUCGUUUAUCUAUUGAACAGCCAGAUAUAUUCUGGAAAUUAGCUGCCGAACGUUUACACUGGUUUAAAUUUCCAACAAUUAUUAAAAAUACAUCAUUCGACUAUCUAUCAGAUAAAGGUGUUUCAAUUAAAUGGUAUGAAGAUGGUAUUCUAAAUGUUUGUUAUAACUGUCUUGAUAUUAAUAAUAAGCGUCAUCUUUCAAUAUUUCAGCGACACAUUGAACAAGAUAGUUUAGUUGCUAUGCAAAAUGCAUUUAUAUUUGAGCCCGAUCAAUUAAAUGGAACUGUGAAAUAUUUAACAUAUGGAGAAUUACUGGAACAAGUGAAAAAAUUUGCAAACGUGUUAAAACGACAUGGUGUCAAAAAGGGUGAUCGUGUAACAAUCUACUUGCCGAUGAUAUUAGAAGCAUGUAUUGCAUUAUUUGCCUGUGCAAGGAUCGGUGCUGUGCAUUCCGUUGUAUUUGCUGGAUUUAGUGCACAUAAUUUAGCCGAGCGUAUUGAUGAUUGUAAGUCGUCUAUUAUUAUCACGAGUGAUUUUAGUUAUCGAGGCAAUAAAUGUACACCAUUAAAGUCCAAAACUGAUCAAGCAUUAAAACAAGAACAAUGUUCCCAGGUUAAAACCGUUAUUGUUGUUAACAGAGGAUAUGAUAAAACUGAGAACGCAUUAUCUGUACCAGCAAUUGAAUGGGUUGAUGGGCGUGAUCAUUGGUAUCAUGAAGAAAUGGCUAAUGCAUCAAAUGUCUGUCCACCAGAGCCGAUGAAUGCCGAAGAUCCUCUAUUUAUUCUUUACACAUCGGGUUCUACAGGCAAACCAAAAGGAAUUUUGCAUACCACAGGUGGUUAUCUAGUAUAUGUAUCAUUAACAUUUCAAUAUGUGUUUGCCUAUAAUCCAGGCGACAUUUAUAUGUGCACAGCUGAUGUUGGCUGGAUUACUGGACAUUCUUACGUUGUUUACGGUCCAUUAUCAAACAGAGCAACCAGUAUAGUCUUUGAAGGAGUUCCAACGUAUCCUGACGUCUCACGAUUUUGGCAAAUAGUUGAUAAAUAUCAAGUUAACAUAUUUUAUACAGCACCAACAGCUAUUCGUUCAUUAAUGACUCACAGUGAUGGCUUCGUAACAAAAACGAGUAGAAAAAGUCUAAGAAUAUUAGGAACCGUUGGAGAACCAAUCAAUCCAGAAGCAUGGAGAUGGUACCAUCGCGUAGUAGGUAAUGAAAAAUGUCCAAUAGUUGAUACUUGGUGGCAAACUGAAACUGGCGGAUUUAUGAUAACCCCUAUACCAUAUGUCACAGAAUUAGAAGCGGGAUCAGCAACCCUACCAUUUUUUGGCAUACAAACACAGAUUAUGGAUAAAGAAACUCGUAAUUUAUUAAUACCGCCAUGUAAAGGUGAACUGUGUAUCAAAGAUUCAUGGCCUGGUCAAGCUCGCUCUCUUUACAAUGAUCAUAAACGUUUUGUUGAGGUGUAUUUCAAGGGCUAUCGAGGUUUUUAUUUCACUGGUGAUGGGUGUGAAGUUAAAGAAAAUGGUUAUCAUUGGAUUACGGGUCGUGUAGAUGAUGUUUUAGUCAUUUCUGGUCAUAAUAUAGGAACAGCCGAAGUUGAAUCUGCGUUAGUUCUUCAUCCAGCCGUUUCAGAAGCAGCCGUUGUCGGCUAUCCCGAUCCGAAGAAGAAUCAAGGCAUGUACUGUUUUGUGACAUUAAAAGAUGAUCAAAAAGAAAGCGAUGAAUUGAAGAAAGAACUUAUAACUUCCGUGAAGGAAUACAUUGGCGCUCAUGUUUAUCCAGAUGUGAUUCAUUUCACUCCGAAUUUACCUAAAACAAGAAGUGGUAAAAUAAUGAGAAGAAUAUUACGAAAAAUAGCCGAACCAGAUAUUGAAAAUUUGGGCGAUACAUCAACAUUGACCGAUCCAGCUGUUGUUGAUGAACUAAUCAACACAUGUCUACGAUCAAGACACAGAUAG
This is a messenger RNA of Didymodactylos carnosus, 3636 nucleotides long. NCBI's taxonomy places the organism in Eukaryota, Metazoa, Rotifera, Eurotatoria, Philodinida, Philodinidae. The record is from the annotation of a GenBank genome assembly.